AAAAAAAUGCUAUGAUAAUAUUUUUUUUUUACUUUAGUAUUUACACGUUAGUGUGUGUGUGUGUCUGCACUAACUUCGCUAGUGAAAAUACAUAAGGUUUCUCAUAAUAAAAUCAAAAGUAUACUCUUCGGGUUUUCUAUUAAAUGAACAAUAUCUCUCCGGGUUAAUCUCUCUUAAAAUAAAUGGGUCGAUAUAUCUAGUCCUGUUUCGAAUUUUAAACAUAUGCGAUGUAAUAUCAAAAAAUUCCUGACAACGACAUUUGUACGUUGCUAGAGUAUUUAAGGGACAUAAACCCUGAUGCUCCAGACAUGUUGGCAAAUGGAAAUCUUUGGUAGGAUCUAUACGCUGUAGUUUGUCAAACGUAAUGUAAUCGACACCAUCUUCAGUAGGAUAAAAAGGACAGUGUAAGAUUCAAAUCAGCUGUUUUCCCCCCCUCCCCCUCCCCCCUCGCCACCCCAUCAGCUGACCAGUGACGUCACUUGACCUCGUGACGUCAUCAGCAGCUGUUCAGUGACGUCAUUUGAGGCCUUUUCCUGCCUAAAUUUCCCGCCUAAAUUUCCCUCCAUUUUUCCUAACCUCAAAUAAGGAGUUCCCUCCAUUUUCUUCCCGCCAUAAGCGCAGGGGUGCGCGCACGCACACCCCCACCAAAAUUUCCCUCCAUUUUUUUUUUCUCUAUCCUCAAACUACUACUAUAGAAGAUUUUAGGCUAACCAACAAAUCUUUUUUCCCACCCCCCCCUGGCACAGGGGUGCGUGCUCCAAGUAUUGAUUUCACACACAGACAUCGAAUGCAGCCGCUCUUGGAACCACUCAAGGAUAUUACAAAUCUUAUUCUCAACCUUAGCGAUGACCAUACUUCGUCAACAUCAAUACAGCAUCAUCAGCAAUCACUAUAUCCUGAAACAAAUUACUUUCAUCAGCAACACUCUUCGUCUACACCGUUAUCUCAAUCCAGCCUUGGAAAACGGAAACACAGCUUUUCAUCAUCUACUACUACUACUUCUCUUCUACCUUCGAUUUUGGAGAAAAGUGACAGUGCAAAGGAGAGUGGAGGAGGAGGAGGAGGAGACAAUAACGAACAAGUGAAAAAGGAAGAGAAUAGGAGCGUGUCAGCUGCAGUUUCUUCAAUAAAGAGACGUUUAUUGCAAGACGAUGAUGAUGAUGUUGUUAAUAAAACUAGGGAGGAGGAGGAGGAGGAGGAGGAGGCGGAUGGAGAUGAGGAGGAGGAGGUGGAGGAUGAAGAAGAGGAUGAGAAUGAAGAGGAAGAGGAAACUACGUUACCUGUAUCACAAACGACACUAUCCGAAAAUACUAUAUUGGGCAGUUAUAUUUUGAGAUGGUUGAAAAAAGAAAAGGAGAUUGAUCAACAUUUUGGACCAAGAAUCAAACCAUUUAGUGGAAAAUAUUUUCUGGGUAGCAAAGUAAUGACAUUCGACAAUGAUGGUAGUGAAAUAAUUCUAAGUAAUCCUAAAAGAGAUGAACAAACUGGAGAAUUAGGUGUACGCAAGUUUCCAGUUACACAAGGACUUUGCGAGCUGAUUUUCAUGAAAAAUCCCUACAUAUUUCUAAUAACUGAAAAAGAUAAACGCAUUUACAGACGAAUUCUUAAUUGGACUAAUGUUUAUAGAAAAGGUUAUCGUACCAAUGGCAAAAUUGCUAAUUACAAUCAAAUCAAGUAUAAGUCAAUAAUUAAAAAAAUACUACAACUCGCCGAUGAAGCUACUCCAAAGAAACCAUCAACAACAACAGCUGAUGAUGAUGAUGACCUGCUAAAAAAAUCAUUAUCACCAGCAGCGGCUCGUACACCAUUGAUGCAGCAGCAGCAGCAAAAGAAAGUACAAGGUCGAGGAUUGAAAACUCUGUACAAUAUUGUUCCAGACAACAGUGACAAUAAUACAUUCAUCGACUACAUUUACUGGAAUAACCCUAAUGAGUUGGUUGAUAGGCUCCACCUGCUUGAUGAAUCACACGCAGUUGGCAAUACUGGUCAUCAAAACGAAAUCAAUAAUCUACACGUGCCUAUUGUCUCAUGAUCUACGAUGUAAUUAAAGAAUACCGCCCCUUAACUGGAACGGUUCAUUCGGUCUGAUAAAGUAGUAGUAAGAUUAAAAAACUUUUGAGAUUAUUUAAAAUAUAAUGUGAUUUGUAAACACAAACAAUGUAAUUUAAAAAAAAAAAAAAAAUUGUGUAACUUUGUGUUGCUAAUAAAAAAACAAAAAAGGCUAUAAAGCCGAAAAAUCUAAUUGUCUUUUUUUAUUUUUGUCUAACCAGCUAUUUAGUGUAUGAAAAGUAGAAGGAGGUAAAGUGUGUUCAAUUACAUUAUGAUGAAUCCUAUUAUCCAGGCCGCGCAUUAGUGAAAUUAGAAUAGUGGGGUUCAGUUCCAUUUCUAAGAUUUAUAAGAUCCCAAUCAGGGUAGCCUUCAGGCGUUAGAGGAUAGGGCACAUCCUCUUGGCGCUCUGGGAGUCGUGGGGGUAAUACGGGCAUGUUGCGGGUAUAAUCGUCAUCUUCUUCUUCAUAAUGGUGGAUCGGCUGUCUAUAGGAGGAGAAUGAGGUGUCAUUACUGUUAGGGCGGGAGGUGCUGCCGCGACGUCUAGG
Messenger RNA from Nilaparvata lugens (brown planthopper), 2594 nucleotides. Its product is annotated as ABC transporter F family member 4-like. The coding region runs from base 788 to 2032 and encodes 414 amino acids. The record is from RefSeq and is a predicted model, not a curated record. Lineage: Eukaryota; Metazoa; Arthropoda; Insecta; Hemiptera; Delphacidae. The transcript is spliced from 2 exons.